Molecule: messenger RNA, 359 nt
Organism: Cetraspora pellucida
Lineage: Eukaryota; Fungi; Glomeromycota; Glomeromycetes; Diversisporales; Gigasporaceae
Source: the annotation of a GenBank genome assembly
AUGUCAGAACAGAAUCAAGAAUUAAUUAAAGAACUAAUUCAAGGAUGGAAUUUAAACCGUGGACUAAUUGUAUUCAACGAUAGUUUUAUUCCGAGUAAAAAACCAUUUCUUGAUGGUAGAAUUGAUUUUAAACCAAGUUUCGAGGAACCAUUAGUGUUCGUCAGUAAAAAAUGUCAAGAAACUACUGAUGUUGGAGAUUCUCCUUGGGAACAAUUGAAAACAUCUUACCCUAUAUAUUCAAUAUUAUGCGAUGAUGGAAGUCCGGAAACUCUCUUUUAUCCUCAUGAAGAUGACAUAAGCAUCUUGUUUCCAAUUGCCGAAAUAACAUAUGAUGUAGACCCAUCUUUAUAUACCUUAUU